UCAACGCUCGUUCACCGCCCGCCCCGUUACGAACGACGGAAAAAUACGUGACGAAUAGACGCAUAUGUGAAGUGACUAGUUCCUCACGGGAUUUGGAUUAAAAGUGUAAGUGUAAAGAUGUUUAAGUGUAGUGUUGUGUGACUGUGAAAAAGUUGUGACAAAGUUGUUGUUUUUUAAGUGAAGUGGGUUCGGAAAAACUUUGAUGGGCAAGUUUGGUGCGGAGUGUUGAAUUUUUGAAAAGCUAGCGGUCCACCCACCCACUGCAGUUAUUAUCGUAAUAAAGGCGACGGAUACAUUCACGAUAAAAUGAAGCAGAGAAGAAGUGACAGAUGAUUCAUAUGGCUCCCGAGUCCUCCUGAUGAUGAUGAGUGCGACAGCCGCACUGUUGUUCUGCUCACUCCUGGGUGUUAUAUCGCCGCAAAUACCAGACUUCAAGCCCGGUGACCGUAAAAUCAUCACGGGCCCGUUCUGGCACGAAGUGUUCACGGAGACAUACGAAGACCACGACGACGACGUAUCUACCACCACAUCUGAGCCCCUGCCGUUCUUCGAGGAUGACGCAUCGACGAACAACGUGACGGCUCAGCUGGGCAGCCAUGUUCACUUGCAUUGUAGAGUGCAUGACCUUGGGGAGAAAACGAUAUCGUGGGUGCGGCGACGCGGCGAAGACUUGCACCUCCUCUCGUUCGGCCGCCACACCUACUCCGCCGACUCUCGUUACUCACUCGCAUUCGAACACCCGAAUGACUGGCGCCUGUUGAUACAGUACGUCAGUGAAAGGGACGAGGGGUACUACGAGUGUCAGAUAUCCACGCAUCCGCCGCUUGUGAGGAGAGUGCUGCUCAGUGUUGUCGUGCCAAAAGUGGAAAUCAUCGACGAGAGAGGCCGUCCCCUCCAAGACAAGCUGUACAAAGAGGGCUCCAUCAUCGAGCUUCGCUGCGUGGUGUCGGAGGUGCCGCGGCCGACGCGUCAGGUCAACUGGAGGCACGGAGCCCGCCUGCUCAACUACGACACCAAGCGUGGAGGCGUCAGCGUCAAGACAGAGGCGACAUCUAACGGCGCGCUAUCGAGGCUCUACAUAGCGAACGCCAACAGGAAGGAUUCGGGGAACUAUACCUGCGCACUGGCAGAUGUGGCUGUGGCGUCUGUCAGCGUGCACGUGUUGAGAGGGGAAAACCCAUUGGCUAUGCAGCGAGGUGACGCGGCUAUGUUGUCUUCAUCGACCAUCGCCAUGUGUGUGGCCGCCCUUAGCUGACAUCUAGCAAGCGCGUGGUGUGCGCGCGGCCUAAACUGAAAGUUUCAGAACUUAAGUCCUUUUUGGUUAUCUUUACUCUGUGAUCUACUGUUGAUUAUAGAUAGCGUUUUGUUGGUUUUUUAUAAAGUUAUGAUGAUAUUAUAAACUUAAACCAGUUUUUUUAUUUAUUUAUAUUAUACGUGAAAAGUUCAGUUCAGUAUCAAACUGUAAUUAUAGUACCUAGUACCUAUUUAAAUCUUCAAACUAUUUCAUAUAACCUAACUCCAAUAUAAAAUUGUAACUAAUAUUAAGAAUGAUAAUAAUAAAUUAUGAAUGUAAAUAAAUUAUUGUGUAAAUUAAAUAAAAAUUGUAAAUAAUGUAGAUAGCGUAAUUGUACAGGAAAGACUUUAUCAGUGAACGAGCAGAAAGCAUACUCUUCUUAGAGUAACAGUGAUAUACAAUACAUUAGUCAGUCAGAUUAGAAGUCAGUUGCUGACUAUCGAGAAUUCCACGGACGUAUGUAUAUAAAGUUUAAGUUACAGUCAAUCUAUAAAGUCCUGACAUCAAAGAGUGCGAUUUUGCUAAGACUUUUUAUGAUCAUCAGUUAUUUACUUACUUUUACAUACAUUUUAAAAAUAAAAUACCGAUUGAAUAUGGAUUUUUAAAGGA
Plutella xylostella (diamondback moth) is the source of this 1903-nucleotide messenger RNA. Its product is annotated as opioid-binding protein/cell adhesion molecule. Gene Ontology annotation, cellular component: neuron projection membrane. Gene Ontology annotation, biological process: synapse organization. Lineage: Eukaryota; Metazoa; Arthropoda; Insecta; Lepidoptera; Plutellidae. The record is from RefSeq and is a predicted model, not a curated record.